AUGUUUUUGUGGUCAUACUAUGUAACGAUUUUCCGACCUGUUGGCCGGCCACCCAAAAUGUUUUAUGUUGACUCACAAACGCGGCAAGAUCUCUGUAGUUUAGAAGAAUUGGAAUGCAAAGAAAUAUUGGAAUGUUACGUAAGACAACAUCAGAUUUCAGUAGACAACCGUAAUAGCGAUGGAAGUAUACGGUACUGUUAUAAAUGUAGUUGCAUCAAACCUGAUCGUUGUCAUCAUUGCUCUGUUUGUGGUCAUUGCGUUUUGAAAUUUGAUCAUCAUUGUCCUUGGGUCAAUACGUGUAUCAAUUAUUUCAAUUAUAAAUUUUUCCUUCAAUUUCUCUUUUACGGUCUUAUUUUGUGCUUUUGGAGUAUGCUAACAGAUUUAAAAUAUUUCAUUGCAUUCUGGAAAAAUGCUUUACGACUAAGUGCUGGUUUUGGCCGCUUCCACAUCGUUUUUCUCUUUUUUGUGGCUGGAAUGUUCGCGGCUUCUAUUACUUGCCUACUGACAUAUCAUGUUUAUUUGACGGCGCGAAAUCAGUCUACAAUUGAAUCAUUUCGUCCUCCUGUAUUCAUAUAUGGUAUUGAUAAAAAUGGCUUUAAUCUUGGCAUACGACGCAAUUUCAGACAAGUUUUUGGUGAUACAUACCUCCUCUGGUUCUUACCUAUAUUUUCAUCACGUGGAAGUGGUAUAACUUUUCACAGGAAAGGCUUUCGAGCUGAACGGAAAAGGCUUUUACUUCUCGAUUCAGAUGAUGAUGACGACGAUGCACUGCGUGAAAUAUAAAAAACUCUUCCUCGUAAGAGAUCCCAUACUUUAUUUCUCAUUGUUUAUAUCACUUUUUUUUUAGAACGAUGCGCCAUAUUUUGUUGCAUACGCGAAUAAAUAAUCUGUUUUUUUUCGAAGGUUCUUAAAUUUAGUUGUGCCAUUGAUA
Messenger RNA from Loa loa (African eye worm), 931 nucleotides. RefSeq lists its product as hypothetical. Gene Ontology annotation, cellular component: endoplasmic reticulum; Golgi apparatus. Gene Ontology annotation, molecular function: protein-cysteine S-palmitoyltransferase activity. Gene Ontology annotation, biological process: peptidyl-L-cysteine S-palmitoylation; synaptic vesicle maturation; protein targeting to membrane. Bases 1 to 783 code for a protein of 260 amino acids. The record is from RefSeq and is a predicted model, not a curated record. The transcript is spliced from 7 exons. Lineage: Eukaryota; Metazoa; Nematoda; Chromadorea; Rhabditida; Onchocercidae.